Messenger RNA from Trichoderma breve, 729 nucleotides. Its product is annotated as zinc-finger of acetyl-transferase ESCO domain-containing protein. The transcript has 3 exons. The record is from RefSeq and is a predicted model, not a curated record. Lineage: Eukaryota; Fungi; Ascomycota; Sordariomycetes; Hypocreales; Hypocreaceae. The coding region runs from base 1 to 729 and encodes 242 amino acids.
AUGGUGAGUUCUUCGCCUGAAUAUUCAAUAACAAAGCCGGGACUGCACCACCACCAGCGCAAGCGGGAGAAGCCGCUUCGCACCUACGGCAGACAAACCUCAACCCCUGAAGCACAAAGCGAACCGCCGUUAAAAAGGCAACGACUAUCUGCGCUCAAGCAGCAAGAGGAGAAACCAAUCUCACCAGCUGAUAGUUCAGAUGAUGUCCCCAAGCUCGAUGAUGCAGCGUCUCCAAAGAAGAGUUCCAUCCUGAGCUACUUCAAACCAGCUCCCCAGAAACCCAAAGACGAUCCGCCAUCCCAGUCACAAGGUUCACCAGCAGAAGAGCCAAUUGCCCCCCAAGAGUCACCAAAACGGAGACCCUCCAAAAGAAAACCUCGACUCCUCAAAAUCAAAGCUACCACCCACGAUACUCCUCACCAAUCCUCCCAAGAAUCAGAUUCACAUUCAAACCGCGAUUCUCUCCAAAAUACGAAUUCAUACUCAACAGAACCAACAUUAUCAAGCUCAACAUCCCCCUCCCCGCCCCCCGGGCAAAAGAAGCCCUUAUCAAAGACACGCCCUCCCUCCAUCCAGACUACCCUCAACAUCUCCGCGCAGGCUGCCUUCUCCGAGUGCAAGAUCUGCAACACCGUCUGGAACCCGCUGUACCCCGACGACGUAAAGUUUCAUAAUAAGACGCACAAGGCUGUGCUCAGGGCGCAGAAGCGCAAGGUGGACGAUUUAUGA